CUAACCCAAAUUCAUCGGUCGUGUCGGUCAGUUGUUUCCCCAUUUUUGAGGAGCGUGUGACUAUUUCUCGUCGUUUGGUGUUCGGUUAUUAGCAGUGAUCAUGACCGAGGACGUUAGUGUUAUGAUACAAAGAGGCCUGUCCGAAUGGUGGAGCGAGGAAACCGAGUAUAUCUUCCAACGAAUCGAAAGAUGGGCCGCGUAUGCGAGAGGCUACAACCGACUGAGGUCUCAGAGGUUAUCCAGAGGUCGCUUGACCAUGCAAGGAGGCCAGGAACGACGCUGGAAUAUCUCAUCCAACAAACUGGUCAUCGACGAUUCGUCCUGGAGCCCACGUUUUCACACUCUGAAGAAGUCCCGACGAAAAUCUCGGCCAGAGGAAACCAAGAUCAACUGUUGCGGGACCUUCAACUACCAGUCGAGUAGCAAUCUGGACAGCUCCUGCUUAGAAACCUAUAGAUACGAUCACAGCAUUUAUUUCAAGACGAUUGGUGACAUUAGAAAUGGCAAGAAAGAGAUCAGUGGCAGCAAGGACGCACAGGAGGAUCGAGUUUCUAUUAGCAGCGAGGAGUUAGUCGAAUGGGACGUUGAAAGCGUGUCAGAUUUUAUCGCGAACCAACUACUGGAAGACAGAUACACCGGCAAUAACGACGAAAACGUUUUCGAUUCUUCGGAGAGUCCUAGCCAGACCGAAAACCUCGACUCUGUCACUUGGCACAACGUAGACUUGUCUAAACUUGAGUUAAACGGGAACGAGGUUUCUGUUGCCACCAUCAACGAGGAAUGUGAUGAUAAUAAUUUGACAGUCUGUGAAAACCCGGAGGAAAGGAAUAAUAAUUAUGUAGGGAGCGAGGAGUCAGUUACAGAUGCGAAUUUGGAGAAUCAAAUACGGUCGAAUCGCGUGGUCGAGGGUGAAAAUAACGCGGAGAAAACGCAGGAAGAGGAAGAGGAGAACGAGGAGCAGGGAAUAAAGAGGUUCCUUGAAAUUCGAAGAACUAAAAGAGCGUAUAGAACGGUUAAGCAGCUACCAAUAGUAGGUGACAACGAAGUGCUUUGGCCAAGUGUUUUAUUGAAUUAUACCAAAAACAUCGACCCUUCCAAUUCGCCGCAUCAUUAUAAUAAAUUACGGAAAUAAAUUAUGUCAUCAUUUAGUCGUUAUGAUCGAUUACGGAUAUUAAGUAAAAUUAAGUUUCACAGAUGUUUAAAUGUUUAAGUAACAUUACACGUACCACACGAUCACCUUUAUCUCACU
This is a messenger RNA of Eufriesea mexicana, 1249 nucleotides long. RefSeq lists its product as uncharacterized. The record is from RefSeq and is a predicted model, not a curated record. Bases 101 to 1132 code for a protein of 343 amino acids. The transcript has a single exon. Lineage: Eukaryota; Metazoa; Arthropoda; Insecta; Hymenoptera; Apidae.